UGUUACUGUGGCCUGCCAUUCCCUUGUGGCGCACCACUGGCAACCCAAAAGGUUUAAGUUGAUUAAUGGAAUUAUGGAAUUCAUGAAGAGGACAUGGCUUGUGCUUCUUCUGCUUGGCGUAAAAAUGACAUUGGGCUUGGAGAGGCAGCAGUGUGAGGGCAGCCAGAAGUGUGACUUUGUCUGUGACUGCAGUGACUGCAGCGAUGAACAUCUCUGUGGCUACAGUGGUCCAGAAUUUGUGUGUGAUUUUGAACAGCCAGAUAUGUGUGGCUGGGCAGAAAGCUCUACUCAGAAGCUGUACACGUGGGAAAGGAGACAGAGAGGAGCCACACUGCCUGCAAGUGGGCCCUCCUGUGACUACACCACAGGCACUGAUUCAGGCUGGUUUAUGGGUGUGACGUCUGUAAACAGUGACAGCAAUCACACUGCCCUGCUAAUGUCUCCCAAGAUGCAGCAGUCGUCAGCUACCUGUCGUCUGAUCAUCCGCUACUUCAUAUGGGACUCUGGCCACACAGGCUUUGAGGGUGCCCCCCUCUGGGCAUCCAUUUUGGGGCAAGAUAACCAGCAGGCCGUGGUGUGGAGGCCAGAGAGCACCAGCAUCCGUGGGUGGAGGGAGGCCAGUGUGUUCCUGGGCCGCACUCCCACCCCCUUCUUCAUCCAGCUGCACUCAACUCGGAGCCAGGGUCGCCGUGGAGACGUGGCCGUGGAUCAGCUGGAAUUCCGAGACUGUACUUUGCCGAACUCAGGCUCAGUCCCGGGCUGUCCACUGGGUUGGUUUGAGUGCCGAAGGGGCGGCUGUGUGGAGGGGCAUCAGGUUUGUGACGGUACAGAUGACUGCGGCGAUGAGUCAGACGAGGAGACGUGCGGUGGCUACUGGUUCUGUAACUUUGAGAAAGAUCUAUGCGAGUGGGACUUGAGAACCCUAUCGCCUCUCAGGUGGUCAGUUUCAUCUCAGGCGGACAUCUCCCUCUCAGAUCCAUUGAGGGGCCCCGGACGAGAUCAUUCCAACAACACAGCUUCAGGUAAAUUCCUUUAUGUGACGAAGCCUGACAACUGGACCACACUAAUGGCAGACUGGUCAUCAUUUCACAGUCCUCUACUUGAACCAACCAAUAGCACACACCCCUGCAAGAUGGUGAUGUACACACAUCAGUUUGGCCCACGCAGUGGGGGUCUGUCCGUGCUGGUUGCCGGGGAGAAGAUCAACCCUGUGUGGGAGCGCGGUGGUUCACUGGGAGACCUGUGGGUCCGCGCCAAGGUGGACUUCGUUGUCAACAGCACCUUUCAGAUUUUGUUUGUUGGUGCGAUCCGAGACCGGGAGUAUGGGGGCAUUGGUGUAGACAGCAUCAUGCUGUCGCCUGGCUGCCGCAGGUCAAACGAUACUGCCCCAAAACCAGUAUUUCCAAAACCCCCGCCUAAUCCAUGCACAAGUAAACUCGAGCUGUUUUGUGACUUUCAACCAGACUGCCCAGGAAACGAGGAUGAAGCACAGUGUGGGGACUUCUCCUAUGCCCAGGGCAGCUCUGGUUGGACAGACACUAGCAUUGGCAGUCAGGGCUGGAUGCUGACCUCUGACACUGGAGCGAAGUACUUGUCAGUCGUGGCGGCCCCUGGUCAGCAGCUGAGUGAGGCCCAGACCCGUACUCCUCUUCUGGGUCCCUCUGGCCCUUCCUGCUCUCUCUCCUUCUCCUACCGUCUCACAGGCAAAAACCCGCGCAUUGGAGAUCUCUUUCUGAGUGUAGUGGACAGUGUGCUAGGCCCCCAGCCUAAGUUGUGGGAGUUUAGUGGGAGGACCUCGGAGAGUGCUGGAGACUGGCAGAACCACACAGUCUACAUUGGGGCUCGCAGCCAUCGCUUCCAGCUUGAGUUCUCAGCUCGUGCCAAACAGCUUAGCGACGACUCUCAGAUUGCAGUGAAAGAUGUCCUCUUUGUCAGCUGUCACGCUGACAGCAUCACCUCAACGGCUACAGGAGUUUCGUGUAACUUUGAGGAGGAUCUGUGUAGUUGGUACCAGGAUCAAACCGACAACUAUGACUGGGAACGUCUGACAGGGAUGGAUCACACCAUUUCUGUUGGGUCUAGUAUGGUGGUAGAGUUGUGGAGUCCAUCUCUGCGUGGCCUGUCUGGCCGGCUGCUCUCAUUCCCCCAGCCCACCACCACCAAAAGUUACUGCCUGUCCUUCUACUACAAGAUUUAUGGGCCACACACAGGUGGCCUGAAUGUGAAGCUGCUCCAUGCGGACGACGCUGAGGAAUUGCUCUGGGCUCGCUCAGGAGCUCAUGGUAAUAGAUGGCAUGAGGGCUUGUGCUCAGUAUCUUCUUCACUCAAUUCCUACCAACUGGUGUUUGAAGCACAGCGUUUGUCCUUUGAUGGCCUUGUGGCCAUAGAUGACAUUACAAUCGUGCCGGGCCUGUGCUCACUGCCCAGCCUGUGUUCGUUUGAGGGGCAGACGUGUGGCUACACGAGUACUAGCACUGGCUCUCCCCUCUGGGCACACCAGCGCGCCGGCGCCGGACCCAACGGACCCAAAACAGACCACACCAUGGAGACAGAAAAUGGUUUCUACAUGGUGGCCAACACCGGAGCGGACGCUCUUCCUCGGGCCAGUGUGAGCACCCUCACCUCCUCGGUCCGCACAGCCUCCUCAAACACUGAAUGUGUGCACUUUUGGUACCACACUGGAGGAGAAAAGCCUGGUUCUUUGAGUGUGUAUGUGAAGCCAAAGUCUGGGGACCGGAUAAAGAUUUUCACCAAUACCAUCAACCAGGGAGACAUGUGGCGCCAUGCCAACGCCAACAUCAGCAUCACUCAGCAGAAGGACUAUCAGUUGGAGUUUGAGGCUGAGGGUGCAGGGGGAGAGAGGACCCACAUCGCCAUUGAUGAUGUGAUCUUCUCGGCUCACAGCUGUCAUGCUAAGGGUACCGUUUGUGAUCUGGAGCGAGGGCUGUGUGGCUGGUCGAACACCCAGAACCCGUCUCAGGAUCAGCUAGACUGGGAAGUGACCAGUGCCUCUGGAGAAUCUCGCCUGCCCACUCCAUAUGAAGACCACACACUGAAGACUGAGAAAGGUAAUUUCCUGUUCCUGCCCAGUACUACUCGGACUCCUGCUUCCUCUAAGGCCUGGCUGCUAGGCCCACACCUGCCCCCUACCGACAUUUCCUGCCUGCGCUUCUGGCUCCAUCGACAGGGCAGCUCUGGCAAACUGCGGGUGCUGCGUCUGGCUCUGGGGCUGGAACAUGAGCUGUUUGUUGCCCCGGAGGGUGUGAGCUCUGACUGGAUUAGACAUGACCUCAACAUUACUUCUGCUGAGGAGUUCCAGAUUGUAUUUGAGGGCACCACUGGAACUGAGGGUGUGACGGCCCUGGAUGACAUUGAGUUCAAGGAGGGGGUGUCCUGCUCUGAUGUCAUCAAGCCACCCCCAACUGCCUCACCCCCAAGUGCUGCGGGAGGUAUCGCUGCGUCCAUCAUCGUGGGGCUGCUGCUGCUGGGGGCAUUUGCGGCCAUCAUGUACUUCUACCUGCGAGUGCGGGAGAGGAUCAAAGCCACCACUCAGUCCGAGAUUAGCGGCGGAAUCAGUAAUGAAGUUUAUGAGUCAGCGUCAGUGCAAGGCCAUGGACCUGCCUCUCCCAGCAGUUCACACGUAGAUGUGGUCGGUUUUGGGAAUAAAAUGUAUGCAGAGACCUCUGAGGAAACACCAUAGAGAAACUGUGGGUGGUUUUGAUGAGGUUUUGCUGCCACCUACUGGUCACCUGUGUGCCUGUGAUAUGAUUUUACCACUGAUAUGAUUUAACCACCAACCAUGUGGGACAGUCUGACCUAAUAGAUGAAUCUCAUGCGUUGUACUAUAUUAAUACCAACACACAUACAGUGGGCUGCUGCAGAUGAGUGUGGAUAACCUUUGUUGUGGAAUUAAUUCAGUAAUUAGACUAUCGAGUAACCAGACUGUACAUCAAAUUGCACUUAUGUUUUUAUUAAUGUUGUCUUUACUCUUGGUUCUACUUACAUGUUAUGUUGAAGGUAAAUAACGUCCAUCGUGUCAUUUUCAUAUAAAUCAUAAACUAUUUGGUGCAUGCAGCACAAUAACACUUCAACAGACCACUGUGACUGCAAUUCCUUUCAAUACAACUCUCAUCUGUAAUCGACGAUUGGCUCUGAGGUUUCAGACUCCAUCAGGCUGUGCAGGUUUCAAAACACUGAACAGGGGUUUCAACUAAAAGAUGAGAACAGUGUCAGGAUGGUGGGAUAACCUGCUUAGACUCCUGUCACAUGGGAAUGUAAACAGUGACAAUGUAAAUUUGUUCACACUCCUGAAAUUCAUUUGGAUUUUUUAAUUUGAAUUAUAAAAUAAAACACUCCUACCACCAGGGCUGGUUCUAGCCUACCACGUUUGGGUGGGCUGAUGUAUUUAGAUGUAUUUGAAAUACGUAUUUAAUUACUUUACAUAUUUUGUCAUUUGUAUUUUGCAGGUUUGGAAAAAAUCAA
Molecule: messenger RNA, 4482 nt
Organism: Alosa sapidissima (American shad)
Lineage: Eukaryota; Metazoa; Chordata; Actinopteri; Clupeiformes; Clupeidae
Gene: mamdc4
Product: MAM domain containing 4
Exons: 29
Coding region: 74-3700 (1208 amino acids)
Cellular component (GO): membrane
Molecular function (GO): protein binding
Source: RefSeq, a predicted model, not a curated record